GGAUGUAUAUUCAGAGUCUGGUGCAAUAUUAGAAAUUGCAGAGAAUCAAAAGCCUUCAAAAGAUUGCACAGAUGAUAAUGGGAACUUUUUUAAUGAUGAAUCACUCUUCAAAAGUCUUAGUUUUGGUGCUGGCAAUGCUUUAUUUGAUGAUGAUGAUGAGGAUGAGGACUCUGUUACAAGCACAAAAAACACUGAAAUGAAAUGUACCAAUGGGUAUGUCACAUUCCACUACAGUGCCUUUUUUUAUAUAGUAAAAGAGCUUGACUCUCUUCUUCGUGGGAAACCAGAGAAAAAAAAUUUGGAUUUGGAGAACUGCCCAGGGCUGAACAUUGCCAUUAAGACGAGGGGGAUGACAGCGAGUUUCCUUGUAAAGUCUUCUUUUGCUUUUGGGAAGCUUGGAUGUCAGCCGAGAAUUCCUAGCAAUGAGACAAUUCUGUAUGAAAUAUAUGUUAUCUCAUUUAUUGAUUGUGAUGCAGCGGAUGUUUAUGAGAAUUUGGACAGUAAGGAAGAGCAUGCUGCCACAUUUCAAGAGAAGUUGGAAGCUGCCCGUGGAUUCCAUCGCAAGGGUAAUGAACAUUAUCAUGAAGGAAAUCUAUUUGCUGCAAAAGAUGCAUAUUUUCGUGCUGCUUGGAUCAUGGAGGAUGCUCAUCUAAAGGAUGAGAAAGAGGAGGAAGAAAGAGGAACUCUUCUAAUAAAAAUGCACAGUAAUUUAGCACAGGUGUUUCUGGAUAUGAAUGAGCCAGCUCGAGCAUGUACUCGGUGCAAUAAAGGCUUAGCUGUAAGAGGGGUUCAUUCAAAAGACCUCAUUGCUAAAGUGUAUUUCAGAUAUGGAAAAGCCAAGUGUAUGUUGCAUGAUUUUAAAGGUGCACGUAAAGCACUCUUGCAUGCUCAGCGUCUGAAACCAAACAACAUGGAUAUCAGUUCUGAGCUGGAAAUGGUGCUACUUAAAGAACAGAAAUAUGAGGCACAGGAGCAGCUCAUGUACAAGCAAAUGUUUGAACCUCUUGUACAGAGUUCAGCUGGGAGCCUCACGGAGAAUGUUGUUAAAGUUCGACCAGAAUUUGAGAGAGUUGUUGAACAGACGAUACUGAGAUUUAUUGCUGAGCCUAAUAUGAAUGAACUGCAAUUUCCUAGCAGCUUGUCACCUGUGGAGAUUGCCUGUGUGACAGCAGCUGCAAAGGCUGCUGAGUGUAUUAUAAGUGUUAAGCCAAAUGGUGCUGAGACAAUCUUAAAAAUAAUGAAAAAAGCAGUACAGUAGCAACAUUUCUGGAGUCAGUGGUUAAAUUUUUGUUUUCUUUGUUGUCAAAGGCUUAUUGAAUGAGUUAUGAGUAUGCUGAUGGUUAAUUGAGGUUACGCUGUAAUGCAGCGUGAUAAAAAAAUUGAAUGGAAUUUUUUACAAUAAAUUAGUUUUUUGAUUUACUCUUGUUAAUUUGAAUUUGAUAAUUUCUUUUAUCUAAGAAAUGCCUAAAUUAUUAUUUUUUUUUUCUGAAAAUGUUAAGUUAGUAUUAAGAAUACUAUCUAAUUGAGACAUCAUCUUUGUAGCAAAACUCAGAUGCUGUGAAUUGUAAAAAUCUUGCUUACCCAGCUACUGUUGCAUUGAGAGCACAUACCCCCUUGUCAGGGAUUUUACUUCAUUACAUUUUGUUAGAAAUUGUUAAUCUAGUUUGACCUGACCUAAAAUAAUGUAUGUAAAGAAGUAGGCUGUGAGUCUGUUUGAAAACUUACUUUGUGCACAAAAUUCUGUCAUUACUCUCUCAACAUUAAUUAAUUCAGUUACAACCACACAGUUGCCUUUGGGGAGAGUUGUUAAAACAGACUAUGCUUAAAAUAAGGCUGGACAAGGUGAAUGCAUCUUGUUUGCAUAUGUUGCCUUUACCUACGAAAGUACCUUUAAUAAAAGUACAAUAAAUGAAGAAAUAAAAUAUUUAACUCUUGUAUGAAUAGGUAUAAUAAAUGGCAGCUGUACUUAGUAAUAGGGAAGUCCUUUAAUGUUGAGGGAAAUUAUUAUUACAUUAGUGUUUAGAUAUGUAAUUAUAAAGUUGCAUUGCUUGAAAAAUAAUUUGAGUACUGAAGUAUAUUUAACUCCAAAUCUCGCAUUAAUGUGAAAUCUUCGAGUACAGUAUCUGUGGGAUUGAAACUUGGGUUCCGAACAUUCCUAGGCUUGAGUGUUAAUUGCCAUAGCAAUCUUAUGUUAAGCAAGGAAGCAGAACCAGCAGACCUCACUGGGUUUCAUAUGUUCUGUGGGAACACCAGAACUUAAGUCUUGGAAGUAAAUAUAUCUAGUCCAGUUGCACCCAUCUGCAAUAUAUAUUUCAUAUUUCUAUUGUAAUGGAUCAAUGUUUUGGCAAGAUAUUUAGAAAAUUUUGUUUUUAAGAGAGAGACUGUAUUUUUUUGUAUUAUUAGGAAUUAAAAACUUGUGCUGUGAUUUAGUGCCAAAGUAUUACUUUAAAUAAAAUACAGCUUUAUUAAUUUACUGUAUAAAAAUCCUUGUUAAUAUAGAGGACAUUACGUUUGCUUCAUCAGAUAAGACCAGUUGACUUGCCACCCAUUAAUUUUGUUAAGGGUUAUUGUGACUUUCAUUAAUGUUAUGGGUUGUAUUUCCUUGGGUUUUAUUGUGAGUAAUUGAAUUCUUUCUUUCUUCUUUCAACACACUGGCUGUAUCCCACCGAGGUGGGGUGGCCCAAAAGGAAAAACGAAAGUUUCUCCUUUUGCAUUUAGUAAUAUAUACAGGAGAAGAGGUUACUAGCCCCUUGCUCCCGGCAUUUUAGUCGCCUCUUACAACACGCAUGGCUUACGGAGGAAGAAUUCUGUUCCACUUCCCCAUGGAGGUAAGAGGAAAUAAACAAGAACAAGAACUAGAAAGAAAAUAGAAGAAAACCCAAAGGGGUGUGUAUAUAUAUGCUUGUACAUGUAUGUGUAGUGUGACCUAAGUGUAAGUAGAAGUAGCAAGACAUACCUGAAAUCUUGCAUGUGUAUGAGACAGAAAAAAAAAAAGACACCAGCAAUCCUACCAUCGUGUAAAACAGUUA
This is a messenger RNA of Cherax quadricarinatus, 3029 nucleotides long. NCBI's taxonomy places the organism in Eukaryota, Metazoa, Arthropoda, Malacostraca, Decapoda, Parastacidae. The record is from RefSeq and is a predicted model, not a curated record.